AUUUUCCAGUGCUUUGGAAGUUGUAGUUCCUUCGCUAACAGUGGGAUGGGUCGGUUGGAAAAGAUACUGAUUCCCUUUUUGGGAUUGGUUUUGGCCUUCUGGUUUUAUUCUGCGAGGGAGAAUUUCAAACCGGAGAUGAUGAAAGGGAAGCGGGUGAUCGUCACCGGAGCGAGCACUGGGAUUGGGGAGCAGAUGGCCUACCACCUGGCACGGAUGGGAGCCCACAUCCUCAUCACUGCACGGACAGAGGCCAAGCUGCAGAAAGUGGUGGAGCAGUGCCUGGAGCUGGGAGCAGCCUCUGCAGAGUACAUCAGUGGCAGCAUGGAGGACAUGGCCUUUGCCAAGUAUGUGGUGGAGGAGGCAGAGAUCUUACUGGGAGGCCUAGACAUGCUGAUUCUUAACCACGUUGGCACGUCCUACUUUGGUUAUUUCAAUGGGGAUGUGGAGCACGUACGAAAGCUCCUGGAGAUCAAUUUCCUCAGCUACGUGGCCAUGACCACGUCUGCCCUGCCCAUGCUGAAGGAGAGCGAGGGCAGCAUCGUGGUGGUCUCGUCCAUGGCAGGUAAAGUCGGCUUUCCCUUUACUGUCCCCUACUCUGCAACCAAGUUUGCCCUGGAUGGAUUUUUUAGCUCCCUGAGGCAGGAAUUCACCAUUCAGAACAUUAAUGUUUCCAUCACACUCUGCAUCCUUGGCUUCAUCGAUACAGAGAACGCGGUGCGCGCGGCCGGGGACGUGCUGCGCGUGCGGCCGGCGCCGCGCGAGGAGUGCGCGCUGGAGAUCCUGAAGGGGGCGGCCUUGCGGCGGCGCGAGCUCUACUACCGCUACAGCUCCACGCGGCUGCCGCUGCUGCUGCGCGACUGCGCCGCCGAGCUGCUGGACUACCUGGUGCGGGGCCGCUACCGCCUGGAAGGGCUCCAGCGCCCCUAG
Messenger RNA from Indicator indicator, 927 nucleotides. Its product is annotated as 11-beta-hydroxysteroid dehydrogenase 1-like. Gene Ontology annotation, molecular function: 11-beta-hydroxysteroid dehydrogenase (NADP+) activity; steroid binding. The record is from RefSeq and is a predicted model, not a curated record. The coding region runs from base 46 to 927 and encodes 293 amino acids. Gene Ontology annotation, cellular component: intracellular membrane-bounded organelle; endoplasmic reticulum membrane. Lineage: Eukaryota; Metazoa; Chordata; Aves; Piciformes; Indicatoridae. The transcript is spliced from 7 exons. Gene Ontology annotation, biological process: steroid catabolic process.